Messenger RNA from Haliotis rubra (blacklip abalone), 7738 nucleotides. Its product is annotated as WW domain binding protein 1-like. Gene Ontology annotation, cellular component: cytoplasmic vesicle membrane. The record is from RefSeq and is a predicted model, not a curated record. Lineage: Eukaryota; Metazoa; Mollusca; Gastropoda; Lepetellida; Haliotidae. The transcript has 6 exons. The coding region runs from base 126 to 896 and encodes 256 amino acids.
UUGACAGGGUCAGCUCUCUGUCAAGGUGAAGUGAAGGGAUAGCCCCAAACUCCAUUAUCUGUAUGACUGAGUUCGAUGUGACACUAGCGUUAUAGUAAUAGAAGAAGUCGAAUGUAGAAGACGUUAUGACACUUGAGGAUAUUAGCAAAGUAUUGCCGCUGGUGGCGUUCCUGGUCCUGCAAGGAAUCCAAGAGGCUUUAGCUGAAGACUGUGGGAAUGGAAUCCACUGUUUCUCGCCCUACACUUGCUGUUCCAAUGUCAAGUCCUGCUGCUACGACCGCGAUGCCCAGGACAAUUUCCGCAGGUCAUACAAACUCCAUAUCUGGAACAUGUGGUAUUUCUGGUUUGUCAUCAUCUUCAUCAUGAUGUCCUGUUUUGGUGGGUGCGGCUACUACCGCCGUCGUCGCAUGGCAACACUUCACCAGCAGCGCCAGCGAGCACCGAUUACCACAAGACGGACCAAUCACAUACGCAGCAGCAGCGGCAAUAGAACCUCUCAGUCAUACUUGGCCUAUGUCGGCCCAGCUGCAUCCGAACCACCAGAGAUCUCGUUUCUACCUCCGCCCUACUCAGAGGUGUCCUCGCAUCCAGGCAUGUAUCCUGAAACCAAAGCUGACCUUCCACCUCAAUAUUCAGUCAUAGCUGCCAACUAUGCAGGUAGCCCCACACCACCGAUGGCCUUAAAUGCUCAGGAUCUCGCAGCCGGCACCAACAAUAUGCCCAAGCCUCCCCCAUACAGUGAAGUGGCUGAACCAGUCAGUAAUUCAGCCCCACCAUUGGCUGAAGCCAGUGCUGCUCCAACCAAUCAGAACACACAGCAAACACCCUGUGAAGACUCUUCAGCCAAUCAGUGUUCGACCCAGUCCCCUUCAGCCAAUGACAGCACAGUCAACUGAAACCUGGAUAUCAACCAUUACACGUUUCUUCUGCUGGCUGCUCUCGUGAUUGACUUUCAGUUGAUAUGAUUCAUAAUUUGGAUGUAUAUUGGAUGAUGUGAUAUUUCCAGUGAUAUUGCCAAAAUCCUCAGUUCAGGAAGAAGAUCUGAUAGAAGGAAGUACUAUUUACCUUAAAGCUAUUUUUGCUUCAUAGAUAAUCACCAGUCUGAUAUUGUCCUAAUGGUGCACUGAAUUCCUAGCCAUGUCAUGGUGAGGAAUAUAUCUGUGGAUUGUUUAAAAUCCAUGGAUUUGCAGAAUUCUGUCUGUUUAAACCUAUGACAUGACCUAAAUUGCAUUUGCAUGGUCACAGAUCACACAAGAUAAAGCCAAUCUCAGGGCGAUACUAUUUUUCAAUUGCUUUGCGAGACCUGUCAUUGCGAAUGACAAACACCAAAAAUGUCUUGAAAGUACUUAGUUGAAUGCUACCAAAUGCUUACAUAUAUUUUAACACCAGAAAAAUCUAAAUAGAAUAACUGCAAUAGGCCAGUGUUUUCAACAAAAUAUUUUUUAUUCAGAUUCUUUCUUUAUCGAGAUGUAUUUCCAUACAAGCUCCUAACAGUGAUGUUUGGUUUGCAGAGCUCACUGCCACCUGUCACAACUCCUUACAGUGCUAGGCUGCCCGCAAUCAUGCAUGGAGCUUGAUUCACACCUGACUCAAUGUUAUGUCCACUAUGAUGAGAACUUUGUACCCACUUUGUUUGGCAACUUUUGUUGGGUUUAUGGGAUCCAUUCUGGUGAAGAUCAGGGUUAGAAUUGGUCUUCAGCAACCCUGCUUGUCGUAAGAGGCGACUAACAAGAUCAGGUGGUCAGGCUUGCUGACUUGGUUGACACAUGUCAUCGUAUCCCAAUGCGUAGAUCGAUGCUCAUGCUGUUGAAAAUGUAAGGGAGAAAUAUAAUGCUUUUUCUAUAGGUGAUAAUCUUUAAGCAUUCUUGGGGAACAAAUGUCUGUGUGGAAUAUUAUUGGUUUUUCACAAUUCACUGAUAUUCCCAUGGACACACAUGAAUAUCUGGAAUGUCAGGUGGCAGUAAUGUAAGCUGAAGAGAAAUCAAUCAUCUGUGUCAGAAAAGCAUUUCUUUGUAAUUCAACUAAAGGGAGAUAAUUGAGAUCAGAGUUACCUGCCCUUUGUUAAUCUUGCUUUUUCCGCCAGUGAAUCACCUGUUUGGGAAUGCAUUUGGUUAUCACAUCCAGAUUAGAAGUUCACUCUUCUAUGGGAUCAUAAUGUAAUUUUUUUUUUGUAUGCAUAAUUUGACUGGAAAUACAGUUCCAAUUAUUUAUGCGUCAACAUUUCCUUAAAACCUGAAAUCCAUUCUCUAUGAUUGUAAAUAUAACAAUUGCUUCAUAUGCAUUUAUCAUGAAGUUUAUCCUUAUAAUUUGAUUGAUUGUGUGAUUUAACAAUUACACGUUAUUGAUGUACACAAUGUAUGUUCAGUCUUUUAAACUAAUUUAAGUCCUGACUCGUGGAACUAUAACCUUCAUAUAGCUAUAAUAUUGAGUUCAGGAAACAAUGAACAUUAAACAUAAAUAAUUUGUCGAAAGCCAAUUAAUCUUUAGACUCAUAAUCCCUACUUUUAACCAGAUAUUGUGCAGUUUAUCAAUUCUGUGUUUAUAAAGAACACUUGUUAAAUGUUUGGAUUGUAGCUUCUGCUGAAUUUCUCUUCUUUUUAUCUUGGUAUUAGUGGUGAUUGUACAAAAUCACCAAAUGUUUCUUUGGCAUAGAGUUGCGGUUAAGGCAUUCACUCGUCACACCAAAGACCCGGGUUCGAUUCCCCACAUGGGUACAGUUUGUGAAACCCACUUCUGGUGUCCACCCACGUGAUAUUGCUGGAAUAUUGCUAAAAGAGGCGUAAAACUAAACUCACUCACUCGCUCACUCUUUCAUCAUGUCUGAUAAUGAUAUAUAUCAAAUUGUUUACGCAUGAUAAUUAUGAGAGGUGGCUCAGCAUUGUUAUUGGAAACUAUUUACCUACAAACUGAUCAUUAUUGCCUUUACGGAUUAUAAUCUCCUGUGUGUUGAAAGUCAGUAUUUGUACCAUGUGUAGCCCUAAGUCACAGUUAUUCUUUUUACUACUUCUGAGCUUCUUUGACAUCGUUCACAUCUGGGAACUGAAUCACUUCAGGUUUUCAAACCGACGUGCAAUCAUGUAACGCCCUCAGUCACUGUUGCUUAUGUGGCCCAGUGUUCACAGCAUCCCUUGAGUUGUGUCCCUUGGCUGUAUCUGGGUUUGAAUCCCAUUCCCGCCAGUUAUGUUUCUAGGAUUGUUUGCCCGAUAAAUCUGUACAUUGUAAAUAUGUGAUAAACAUCAGGGUGCCAUUCAACUAACCAAUCUUAGCUCUACGCCAAUUGUAAACCCCUAAAAUCCCACUCUUAGCGUGACGUUAUGAGCGGCAUACCGUUCCACUAACCGAUCUUACCCAAGUCAAUCAUAAAGUUAAGAUCCAAAGUCUAAGUUACUCAUGACCAACUUAGGAUCGCUAAAAUCAAUCGUAGGGAAACCAAACUGGGGCUUUCAUUGUUCUAUGUGAAGAAGAGCGAGCAUUACACUGUGAGCGUGUUUUUGAGACCGCUCUCAGAUUCUACUCAGAUCAGAUGAUGUGUUUGUGGCGAGGUACAGGAUGCCUCGUCACACCUUGUUUAUGCUGAUCGACAUUGUUCAGCCACAUAUUAUGCUAGAUACUCAAAGCUUGGUUCCAAAACUACUUCCAUCGUCUGCUUUACUUUGCAAAGGGAGAUAACUCGGGCCUCACAUUUUUCUAUCUCUCGCACAAAAGAGUCUCAAUCAAUAGGUUAGUGGAACGUAACUUUUAGCUAAGACGAUUGUAAAAUUGGCGUAACUUGUAAAGAAUGACCUUAGAAAAGAUCGGUUUGUGGAAUGGCACCCCGUUCACUCACUCACUCACUCCUAUACUUUAGAUUUCUUAAGUUCUUUGAGUGGCAUUUUAGAAGUUGGGAAGUACAAUAUAGACAAACUCUAUGGUUAACAACUUCUUUUGGGAGUCAAUGUAUUAAAUUAAAUAAUUGAUUUAAGUUGAUAAGACAUUGUAGUGUUUUACAUCGGUAGAUAUAAAUAAUAAUAAUACUGAUAAUAAACAGGUUCAAAAUAUUGCACCUGCAGCUGAUCUCACUUAACUGACAUAUCCCAGUUGUAACCCCAUCCCAUCUUACAACAAACUUGUUUGUGUUUGUGUACAUGAUUCCUUUUAACUAGACAUGUAUUUUAACUAAUAAAUUAAUGUUUAGAUUUUCAUCCCAGUUACUAAAUACUGCACCUCAUUUCAAUUUUUAGGACUCCAAAAAUAAUUACAAAAAAUCUAUGAUCACUUGUUUCUUUUUCAUCCUUUUUUGACACUGGAUACACCAUAUACUUGUCCAUAUUUGGGAAAAGCAGUCAUCAACAUUUAAUGCCUUAGAGUUUGUUUUAUUAAAAUCAAAUGGUUGUCAUUUUUAAAAAAUUGGAUGAAAAUUUAAUCAUUGGCUUAUUUGGGCCUAAAGACUGUUCCAUCUUUGAGGACAGUUGUCAUUCGGGUUUUUUGUCUUGAUGUACCCUAGCUAUUGUGCCAGAAGUCGGAUUCUCUUUGGCCUUCAAGAGUACUGCGUGUUAAACAGAGGUCUUGCAUUUUUCAGUUGAGACUUGUCUUUGUGUGUACGUGUACUUACUUAAUUUAGCUAUAGAUCCUACAGUAUCCUUAGCUAUGUAAUAAUUGAUAUACCCUUAUAUGCUUCUUGUGAUGGUUGUGAGUUUAAUUUUAUGUGCAAUAUUUUUAAUACUGUAGUUAGCAAAUCUGAAGUCACAAAAUGAAGUAGCUUUAAACAAGAGGAGAUCCUUAAAAGGUGAUAAAAUAUUUUAGAUUGUAACAUAUCUCUAAUACACAGAUUCAGAGCACCCAGUUUCAAAGAUCCUAAUUAUGUCGAUCUAUUAAAUGUAUGACAAUUAUUGGAGACAUUUUUUUUCCAACCAAAAUGAAAAUUAUUUUUCUAAUUUGUUUAAAGCUUUUGACUAUGUCCCUUGAAUUUUUAUAUUCAAUUCAAUUACCCUUCACUCUUCCUGAUUUAAAAAAAGAUCUGUGCACCCCCUUUUUCGAAAGAAUGAAGAUAUGCACCAUGUGUUUUUCCCAUAUAACUAAUCACCCCACCCCUCUCUACCGAACCCCUAUACAAAGUUAAAAAAAAUUAGUGGUAUGGAUAACAGUCAUUGUGUAUAGCUUGUCCAUUUGUGAUACCAUAACAUUUAGCCAGUGCUUAGUAACAAAAGGAUUGACCAAUCAGAUUAAUGACACUGAAAUCUGUUUGUCCAAUCAAAAUUGAUCUUUGUUGAAUGGUAAGCAGUCAGAUGCAUUAGUUACCAUGGCAACUAACUUCAACCCUGUUAACAACACGUAAUCUUAUAAGCAGUUCCAUAUUCUGACAUCUAAAGGGUUUCUUUGUAAAGAUUUUGUACAUUUUUUCCACAGUUAUUCAGACAACCAAAAUCUAUAAACUUAAUGUGCAAUAUAUUGUCAGUUUGCACUGUCCAGUUUUAGAGAGAGGAUUUACUAUUCACAUCGCUUGUGUGCUACAUUUUCACCAUUGUGCUUGAAAAAUAUUUUUAGAAGAAUAUUCGUUUUUAACCAGUUAUGUCCUUAGUGGCAAUUGUAUCCAAAGUAAAUGGCUAUAAUAUAUUCACUUGUACCACUAACAAAGUUUGUUUAGGUUUAAUGGUGUUGAUCUUACCCUUUGAUUGUGGUAUUGACAAUAUAUUUCCUGUCUGUUUUUACCAAUUCUCUUGUAUUUAGAUGAAGUAUAUGGAAUUAUAUCAUUUUAAUAUUCAUAUCUCACAAAACACUAUAUAUAAUGGUACUUUCAUAUGCUAAAGUUUACCAAAUUAUGUAUUUUGUCUUGUAAAUGUGUACAUUUUGUCUUUCAGCAUUACGUACGUACCUGAUAUUCCUAUAACGCACCUAUUUGACAUUAACAUAAACAAUUCUAGACAAACAUAGCCCUUCUUGAUGAAGUGUUGAAGAACAACUGUUAUGUGGUGUUCUUCUGUGGGGUGCCCACUAAUCUAAGGGGAGACAAUUAGCUGUGCAGAGUUGUGUCACGGAAAGCCAUGAUUUAAAUCCUGGUUCACUGGGAUUAUAUGUAGGUUUGUUGGCGUUAUUAUGGCGUUAAAACUCUAAAAACUGGAUCAUGUUGAAGUCAGCAGUGGCAUGAUGGCCAAAUCAAGGUCUGGGUUACAACUGAUCUUCAGCAACCCAUGCUAGUUGUAAGAGGCGACUAACGGGAUCGGGUUGUCAGGCUCGCUGACUUGGUUGACACGUCAUUGCAACCCAAUUGCGUAGAUCGAUGCUCAUGCUGUUGAUCACUGCAUUGUCUGGUCCAGACAGAAUUAAUUACAGACCGCCACCAUAUAGCUGGAAUAUUGCCGUCGAAUGAACAAACCAACCAAACCAUUUCUGGCAUUAUAACCAGCUUCUCGUCAUAGCCAGUUUAUUUCUGUGUGGAAAUCAGACUUUAUAACCACGAGGCACUGUACUUUCAUUUUGUCAGUUUGUAAUGAUGUUGUUGCAGAAUUUCUGUCACAAUAUUCAGGACCCUUCUCCUGGAAGCUAAUAACAAUACAAAUUAAACAUUCUUUACUCUUACAACCAUUUGCAUAUGAGAAUAUGUUGGCCUUUCUAGAUAUUUACACAUAGUCAGCUCUGGGGCAAGCAUACGAUCCUGAAAGGGAGAUAACUCACUGGAUAUAAGUUACUUUCACUUCAUUUAAACAGUUUUUGUUAACAGAUUCAAACUUAAAAAGAAAAGUGGUAUUUAUAAUAUUUAGGUGAGAAUUCGAAUAGCUAGGAAAUCCAGGCCCAUAUUGAUUAUAUAUUUUCAAGGACUAUUUAAGAUGAAUUCUAUGAUUCAAAGAAUUUUCAAAUCUGUGCGAAUUCUGUUUAGUAAAUGGGUGCUCCUGUUAUGAAUGUGGACCAUUAAUGAAAACCACAUUUUCUUGAACUUUCUUGCUACACCGUCGUCGAUGAGAGAUGAGGUGGUUGUGCCCUGUGAGCAGUGCUGUCUUUCAACUAUGGUACCUGUUGAUUUUGUGACCCCCGUCUUUCUGCGGUUUAUUUUCGUGUUGUUCAUUUUCAUUGUCAGUUUUGAUGUUGUAUGUUGAUGUCCUGUUACUGAUUCCUGUUUUCUUCUGCAGUUUAGACACUUUGUUACCAUGAAUACAGAUAUUGGUCUGUAGAGCACCUUGUUUUUGACCGUUUCAAUUGUCUUCAUUCUUUAUUAUAUGGCAAUACUGAUGAUAUUAUGACGGAAAAUAGUCACAUGUUUUUCUUAUGUUUGUAAUCCUCAAUGUUAACAAUUAAUUACGGCCAAAAGUAAAACGUGUGUUUCUGGUUUCCACGACCCUCUCAACUCUGACGGGCGGUGGGGUAGCCUAGUGGCUAAAGCGUUCGCUCAUCAAGCUGAAGACUCAGGUUCAAUUCCCCACAUAGGUACAAUGUGCAAAGCCCAUUUCUGGUGUCUCCCGUCGUGACCAAUUCACUCACUCACUCAUCAUCCUGAAAUUGUUAAUUCAUUCAACUAGCAUAAAGUUUUUGUGCAUCUACCAAUCAACCAGCAAUUUGUUUUAAUUUUCAAAGACAAAAAGUGAAAACAUUAUUUGAAAAAUACUGAACAAACUAUCCUUUUUCCCCCAUUUUUUUAGGGGGAUGGUCUGAAAUCAGAAACACACAUAUUCAAUUUUUGGCCUUAGUGGAUCUAUUCAAUUCACCAUGUCUGCCUAGCCUUAAGAAAACCCACAGUAUGCUGACUUUUAUUAAAGAGACUUUUUUA